Molecule: messenger RNA, 5765 nt
Organism: Ectocarpus sp. CCAP 1310/34
Lineage: Eukaryota; Phaeophyceae; Ectocarpales; Ectocarpaceae
Source: the annotation of a GenBank genome assembly
CUCUUUGUUGCUCCCCGUCCAACCAACUCAACCAUCAAGGCGUGACAUAUUCCCACCUCCCACGACACGAGCAGGGGGACGUGCAUCCAGAUUUGUUCUGGGCAUGCCGUCACACACUCCCGGCAAUCCCCAGCUGAUACUUUUCGCCAAACCUUCUUAGCCAUUUGCGUGUGUGCUGGAAAAAUAGCAGAAAACAUACGUUAGCAGCAGCAGCAGGGGGAAAGUCGGGCAGCAGCUUCUCACCAGGGGGUGUUGUUCCCGGCAUCGCCAGGUGCCCUCGAGAGGUGCUGGGUGAUAGGCUUGACCCCGCGAUUCGAAGAAGACUGCCGUUCACGCUUUAGCAAUCAUGGCUGCUAGCGCUGUAGUUGGUGCGUCUACCGCGUCCGUUGCCCCGGCAGGAGGGGCAGGCGCUGUAGCUCCGGCCGCAGCAGGAGCCAGCGCCAGCGGGGCGAGGACUGCCCGCAGAAAGCAAAGGUGCUGGUUGUUCCAGGUGGACGGCGUCACAGGCAAUGCCUCCGAAGUUGAGCUGCUGGCUUCCAUCCGUGAGAGGUACACGACGGUCAAACGCCUUGCCGUCAGACCUGCCGCAUCAAGCAAAGACGCUGUGGCUGCUACCGAUGGCAGCCCGCGAAACGUCGUGGUGGAGGUUCAAUUCACCGGCCCUCAGCCCAGCGAGGGGCCCGGCGCUCUGCUGUGCGACCUCCUGUGCGGCGUCUCCGUAGACGCCAAGCCCGUGGAGCUCCCGCGGGGGCGCAAGAAGCGAGCCAGGACUGCCACGACGGCGUCCAUUGAGGGCAGCGACUCGGACAUUGAAGAUGGGGGUUCGAGAAAGAUGGGCGGUCACCGAAGCACAAACAGUCUUGGGCGCCUGGACGACGAAGACGAAGAGGACAGCGCGGGCGGCGGGCGGUGCGUCUCGAACAAGCCCAGCAGCCAGGGCGGCUCCCCCACGGUCCGGGGCAGCAGCAAGCAUCAAGUGCCGCCGGCCACCUUUCGCCGAACGUCGAGCCGCGACAGCGACGGGCAGGUGGUCCCCUCCUCGGGCCUCGGGCCCCUUUCGACCGUCGGCAUCUUCGAGAACCCGUCCUCUUCCUCCAAUAGUGCGUCGAACGUCCCUACUCGCGCGGUGGUGCCGGCAGACGACGGCAGCUGCAGGGGCGCCCCCGGCGCCCUUCCGGCCGCGAACCCACAGCAGCACCGCGUCGUUUCGAACGACGCCAUGCAGCCGCCGUCGUCCCAGAAGCAGCAUUCGUCCCAACCGUUGCCGCAGCCGUUUCAGCAAGCGCUACACCAUCAGCAGCACCACUUCGGCAGGCCGGCGAUCGCCGUAGGCGUCGCCGGUGGGGCGGGGACCGGGGGCACGCAGUGGGACGAUGUCGUCCAGAGGAUGACCACCCCGCAGGGCUCCUGCCACUCGCUCGAGAUGGGAUCGGAGCACAGCAGCAAUGGCAGCAACGGCCAGCCCCCGGUCAAGGCGGAGUACGAUUCGCUCGUGAUCACCUCUAACAACAGUGUCGGCACCUGGAACAGCAACGACAGCCAGGUGGCGCUGCUGGGCCCCAUGCCGCCACCGCAGUCCGUGCAGCCCCCGCUUGGGGGGUGGUCGUUCGACUCCGCGCAGGUCGCGGAUAGCGCCGCCGGCGGCUCAGCGGUGGUUGACCUGUCCGACGUAAACGGCUUGUUCCGCGGGUCGGCGGCGGACGGCGAGGCCGUCGCCGCCGUCGCCGCGGCCGCGAAUGCCGGCGGGAGCGUGACGGACUCGAACGGCUCCAUGCCGGGAUCGACGAACAGCAACGCGGACGCCGGAGCCGGGAGGCAACAGCAGCACGAGGUCAUGUCUGACGCCAAGUGGGCGAAUGACGGCCACCUUCCGAUGGAGAAGGUCGUUAUCGAACCGUCGAGGAAUGAGUGCGACUUCGAGGGCCGCCCAACACCCCCAACCGACCCCACGAGCGGCCAGCCGCCGAUCCCCUCAUCCACGGACCGCCAGUGUCACCUGGUGUUUACCGGACUUAACAACACAGGUCAAGACCUCCGCAGCCUGCGCGUCACGGCGCACUUCGGUGUGGACUCGGUGCACAAGGUCGGCAAGGUCACCAGCCCUAUCCAGCUCGGCUCCAACGGCCGUGCUUACGCGGGUGUGUUCUACCCGAGCAUGCAAGAGAUCUGGCCAGAGCUGUAUAGCACGAGCAACAUCCGAGUGGUCGAGGUGGAUCUCGUUGUCGAAAUCCGAUCUGACAGUGGGGAGUACCAGUACGUUGGUCCUCAGCUCAAGGUGACGUACCUCCGCGCCGCACCCCCCGCCGAUGCGGCUGAGGCAACGCCGAGACCCGCGGGAAGGCGAACGGCAUCCCGAGCGCCCAUCCCGUUCAACAGCGAUGGCCACCAGGUCUCGUACAGCUGCGUGGACUACUCGUGCGGGGACUGGUUCUCAGACAUGUGCCAGUCGGUCUUCCGCAGUGGUGCCACGGCUCACCAGCCCUUGCAUGACGACCCCAACGACCUCAUGAACGUGGAUCCGUGAAAGAUUGGAUCGUGUCCCCCACGAUGUCCGGUGAAGGUUCGGUUACGAUACAGUGUCACAGCAAGAAUCGCUAUCUUUAUAACGAAGCCAUAUCAUGCGGCGAUCCGAACUUCAAGACAUGCUGUGAAAGUGCUUUCGGUGGGUGGAACGGUGGCGUGGGGCUGAAAGUGGUGUCGAUUUGCUUUGGGCACGGCCAUCUACGCGGGUGAACAUUUUUUUUCUGUCUGCCCUGUCUGUACCGAGCCUCUGGUACAAUGCGUAAUUCUUGGAUUUAAUGUUCUCCCUGGAUCGAAAGCUGUAACCUCCCCAAUACAUUUUUCGAUUCUUAAUGGUACCCUAUAUGGUGUCGAGGAGAUCUCUUGUGUGUGCUUUAUGACAUGCCACGCAAUGGCGGCACGAUGGAUCCAAGUUCUCUCGUGGAGAUUUCUCUGGCCGAACCUGUGCGUGCACGCGUACCUCGGUAUGCGGGCGUGGCGUGUAAGUGUGUGCGUGCGAGUGCUUCCGGUUUCCCUGUGGUAUGGUAGCAUACCUGCCUUCUCCCCCCUUGCACGAAAGAUGAAGAUACACAAACCUUGUAUUUAUGCUUUUAGUGCCGUUGGGAAUUCAUUACGUUUGAGGGAGGCUCAUUGUGCAUUUACGUAAGGUCAACAGGAGAUAGAUUGGCCGGGAGGGUUGUGCUGUGGUUUAUUUUUGUUGGUGGCAUUGUGAAGGAUUGGUUGGGUUCGACGAGUGUUCUUUUGUCGACCAAGGCUCAUCGGACUUGUGCGUACAAGUCGAAGAAGCACCCGAAGACCAUCUACGUCAGCCAUAACUUGUAUCCUCGUUCUCGGGUCACCUAAUCGUCCCCAACACGCAGAAGUAGCGCAGUGUACGUGCGAAUUUUGGUUGGCUUCGCCAAUCUGCAGGCUUCCUUGCUUGCUACCCUCUUUUAGAUUUCUUGGUCGCAUCGUUUCGUUGUUUUUGGUGCAUGGUUCAUGGGGGGGGGUUGGAGUCGUUGUGGGGAUGGCCGCGUUUUCCUGAUUACGUUGUGACCCAGUUAGUCCUGAAGAGAAGAGCAUUGAGGAUGAACGGCCCGCCAGGCAAGUUGUGUCUCCCAAGGUCCGCUCGUUCGCUGGGAGCAGUAGCAUCAAGUUACGGAAGCGCCAAAUUGACUUCUCUGUGGCUAUCUUGGUGGGUCGAGGACUGGUCAAGCAGGUAGUAGUGAGUCUUGUUUCUAUUGAAGGGGUUCGAACGCCGCACACGUCACUCCUUGCAUGGGCAAGCUAGACGCAAUUUUUUUUUGCGGUCGUUCGGUGAAGGAGAGGGGGGCACGCGGUUGUACGGCGAUUAGUUUAUGCGGUGCAACGGAGUAGUUUUGUUCGUGGCGACCGAUAUAUCUCACAAGAGUCGACGCGCCUUUUUUUCUGAUUCCGGGCGGCACCCACGUACCUCGUUUCUUGCAUUUCCGGUUUGUCAACACCGAGCCAUUGUCUACGAUAGGGCGUUUGAAGAAACCAACCAGUUAUAUGCCUCUUUUGCAUGGGACUUGAAUGUUGAGGGAAAAUGUUUGUCGGUGUGCAAGCCGUUUCAUGACGGCGGCGCACAAGUGUACCCGAUCUGUCGGUGUACCACUCAUUCUCGUCGCUGUUUUUUUAGCGGUGCGUGCCGGUGUCGGCAGCAAGAAAAUGGGGUUGGCUGUUAUACAAGUAGGUCUUUUUGGGUAUUGCUGGUGCAAGUAAUACCAUCGUUUUUCGUCGGGCGAAGGAGGACGAUCACUCACGUGCACAUGGGCGUAACUUGGUUGCGGAUCGACCGCGUCGCCGCCGGCACGCUACGAAUGUUUUGUCGCGCCCAUGGAUGAUCCCUGUAGGCCAUCUGUUGCGGUCAUCUCAGGCAGGACUUAAUCGGUCAAUCGGUGUAUACAGUACUUGGAAAAAGUACAGUACAUAAGCAAUUUUUCAAUUUCAGUUUUCGUGUAUUUUGUCCUUCAUUUUGCUCUUCUUCUGGCCUCUCGCCCUGAGAAAUGUCGUCGUGUUGUGGAACCCCUGCCUGUAGCACCAAACAUACGGUGUAGACGGGGAGGUGAGCGUGUAACAUUCAGGCGUUGGGUCUUGGGUUGUCACACGUAAACGAGCUCGCUCAUACAUCUUGAACUAGUGCAGUGGAGGGUGGUAUCGAUGGGCAGGGGAGGUACGUAGGAGGUGCAAACGAGGUCUCCAGUAUCAGUUUUGGAUGCACGCGUCCCCGCGCCCUCCCCGCCCCCUCAUGCAGGAUAUACAUCCAUAGAUCCAGUAGGGUAUACAUUCAUCAAUCCAUUCAGAAUUUGUGCUGUCCUUGUUUAAAUGACUGCGGUUUAGUUUUUACGCGCGUGGUGCCUUUGUAUUUUGUCUUGUUGUCCGGCGGUGUGCAGUUUCGCACCAGGUACACAAACUCGCAAAGUAGGAUUCCCUCCAGUGUGAGUUGGAUCUGUGCUUGACUGGAUGGAUGGAUGAAUGACAUUGGUUUGGGUUGCCACGUCUCUAGCGAGGUGCGUGGAGAAAUAUGGAGAUCCCGGAAAGGAGGUGUGGAAGACCGGCAAGCUUGCUGAUUCUUGAAGAUGUUCCAGGUUCAUGUGUUGUUGCGUUUAGGAUGCGGGGUGCUGCUGUGGUGGCCUGGCCUUGUACGAUUCGCUGGCUGUGGCCUGCAGUGCAGUGCAGUCUGGAUUUCCUGCGGACAAAACUCUUCGUAGUGUUGGUAUUUUAAAAGGGACGUUGAAAGGAUGUGAGAUAUUGACUGUCGUGGUUUUUCUUCGGUCGAUGUGUGUGUACGGAAAGCACAAGAGACACUUGUUUCCUUUUCCCAAAAUUUCGUCACGUGCAGUCCUCUCCAUGCCUACCAUUGUGCAAUCCUGUUCCCGUUCACUUUUAUUUGCGUGUGGAAUGCAUGGUUGUACAAGAGAAGUACAGAACUUUUCAUCUUUUGCCUUUGGUUGACUGGAUUGGGAACGGGCUACCAUCGGGGGGGGGGUGGGGAGCGGAGGGGUUACCUCAAAGGUUGACCUUGAAUUAGCAUAAAUAUAUAAUGAGGAAAGGUUGACCAUGAUUGGAAAGAAAAUUGGUGUUCAUUAUUGCCGCGGGAUUGAACCUACUGAGCGCCGCAAUUGAAUGAAGAAUCAAAACCUGACCUGCUUCCAAUAAUAUUGCAAACGUACCAUUGUUUCGUUCGCGCUUCUUUGUACGCAAUGCGUAGAGUCCAGACGCGCUUUCCUGUAGGACCAAGUGUA